Molecule: messenger RNA, 1922 nt
Organism: Lasiosphaeria miniovina
Lineage: Eukaryota; Fungi; Ascomycota; Sordariomycetes; Sordariales; Lasiosphaeriaceae
Product: Thiolase, N-terminal domain-containing protein
Exons: 1
Coding region: 302-1561 (419 amino acids)
Biological process (GO): phenylacetate catabolic process; fatty acid beta-oxidation
Cellular component (GO): peroxisome
Molecular function (GO): acetyl-CoA C-acyltransferase activity
Source: RefSeq, a predicted model, not a curated record
CGUUGCUGCCUUUUUCUCUUUUUCUUUUUCUUCUUCUUUCUUUAAUUUUUUUUCUUUCCUUUUGCCAUUGACGAUACCCUCGGCGUAGUAUUUGCUUUGCUUGUGUUCAAUUGGGUGACUAGCGCCUGUCUCCUGCUUCGUCGUCCAUAUCACGACCAAUUUGACCCGCUCCGUGCCCGCUAACACAACUGCCGAAGUAUCGAGUUCGUUCUGGUAAGGGGACUACCACAUUGCUGCUUAGGUCGUUGCCGCCUCUCUUCCAGCACAACACCAGCCACAACCUCGGUAUCUGUCUGCCGCCAUGGCCUCCCUCCCGAAAGGCAUCAAGGCCGUUCUGAGCAAGGCGCCCACCGACGUCGUCGUGCUCUCGGCCCUCCGCACGCCCAUCUGCCGGUCGUACAAGGGCCAGCUCAAGGACGCCUACCCCGAGGAGCUGCUGUCGGUGGUGCUGCGGGCAACACUCGACGCGAACCCGACGCUAGACCCGGCCGCCAUCGACGACGUCGCCGUCGGCGUUGUGCUGUCGGAGCUGGGCGGGUCCAAGGCGGCGCGCAUGGCCAUGAACCACGUGGGCUUCCCGUCGACAACGUCGCUGUACACGGCCAACCGAGCGUGCGCGUCGUCGCUGCAGAGCAUCGCGCUAGUCGCGGCGCAGAUCCGCUCCAGCAUGAUCGACGUCGGCAUCGGCGCCGGCAUGGAGAGCAUGACGCGCAACUACGGCAGCCGCGCCAUCCCGACCGACGCGUGGCCCGCGCUACGCGACAGCCCCGUCAAGGACGCGCGCGACUGCGUCAUGGCCAUGGGCCUGACCAGCGAGAACGUCGCGCGCCGCUACGGCGUCAGCCGCGCCGACCAGGACGCCUUCGCCGUCGAGAGCCACGCCCGCGCCGCCCGCGCCCGCGCCCAAGGCCACUUCGCUGCCGAGAUCGUCCCCGUCACCACGCGCUUCCAGCCGACCGACAAGCAGGGGAACAAGGUCGGCGACGAGCAGACCGUCACCGUCGCCGAGGACGACGGCAUCCGCGCCGGCGCCACGCUCGAGGCGCUCGCCAAGCUCAAGCCAGCAUUCGCCGCCGACGGCGCCAGCACGGCCGGCAACUCGAGCCAGGUCAGCGACGGCGCGGCGGCCGCGCUGCUGAUGCGCCGCAGCACGGCGACGCGGCUGGGGCUGGCCGACCGCGUCAUGGGCCGGUUCGUCGCUGCGUCCGUCGCCGGCUGCGCGCCCGACGAGAUGGGCAUCGGCCCGGCCCUCGCUGUGCCCAAGCUGCUCACCCAGCUGGGGCUCGCCACGGAGGACGUGCACACGUGGGAGCUCAACGAGGCGUUUGCGAGUCAGGCACUCUACUGCGCGCGCGCCCUCGGCCUCGAGCAGGCGUGGCAAGACGGCCGCGUCAACCCCGCCGGCGGCGCCAUCGCCCUCGGCCACCCCCUCGGCGCCACCGGCGCCCGCAUGGUCAGCACCCUGCUCCACGGCCUGCAGCGCUCGGGCGGCGAGACGGGCGUCGUGAGUAUGUGCAUUGGCACCGGCAUGGGCAUGGCCGGCUUGUUUGUGCGCGAGUAGGGGCGGCGUGCGCUUCUUUUUUUGUAAAUAUUCGUUUUAGCAUUUUCACAUAUUGUUCUAUACCGGCUGGAAAGUCCAUGUGCACCUGUUCAAGUUCAGAUUUAGCGACAUGGGGUAACUGCGUUGGUUGCGGAACGAAACAUAUAUAGCCUCCCAACUUUGAUGCUAGCCAGUCAGUCAGUCAGCCAGUCAGCCAGUCACAAAACAAAGCAGCAAGAAUGCAGGAACCCGGCCAGCGGCAGCAGUGACACGAGACCCGGCCGUCUGAUGACACUAAUCUGCCCCUCCCGAACUUGCAGACGCAGCAGGAGCACAGCGUUGAUGAAUAGCAAAUCAUUUUGGGCUGGCUAGCUAGAUAAGG